Symbiodinium sp. CCMP2456 is the source of this 618-nucleotide messenger RNA. NCBI's taxonomy places the organism in Eukaryota, Dinophyceae, Suessiales, Symbiodiniaceae. The record is from the annotation of a GenBank genome assembly.
AUGGCAGCAGAGAAGACGCAGAUCAUGUGCGACGACUCCGAAGCCCGUCGACUUCAGGUUCACAAGAAGACGCAGCUUUGCAAGUUCUUCGCGGUCGGCGCCUGCACCCGGGGCUCGAGCUGCGCCUUUGCGCAUGGCGCCGUGCAGCUCCGCGAGCAGCCCGACUUCUCCAAGACCCGGCUCUGCGCGGACUUCAUUGAGCUCGGCCGCUGCGAGCGGGGCCGAAACUGCAAGUUUGCCCAUGGAAGGCAGGAGCUCCGCCCCGGUUCGGCCGCCAAAGUCGGCCGUCCCGGGCUCAAGGGUGGGGUGUCCGCGGGGGCCCCAAAGGUAAAGGCCGAGGUGGAGGAGGCUUCGGCGGUGGUGCAAGCAUUGGAGACACUGCGGAAGCGGCAGUUGCACCACGAGUGUGCGGCAAUGAACCUCAUGCUCCAAUGCGCACUCGCCGGGCCUCCCCUGGCGAAAGGCAAGAGCUCUAAGUCCGAGCUUCCGGAGACUUCUUUCAGCCGUCAGACCACCUGGGAAGGCAUGGAGACCGCAUCCACAGAUGCCUCCACCGUGAGCAUUCCGGAGCCCGAGCGGCCAGAGAUCCCUCGUGCCGAUCAGGUCACCGGCUGGGAG